GCCUGACAGGUCAACCAGGCUCCCAAGCAACGACGACGCAGUCAUGGCAUCCGCACAUCAUGCGCGGAAUAACAAGCAUUCCAAACCUCCACGUAACAAUGCCAGAAGUCUCAAACGAAAGCGGGACGAGGUUGACCUUGCAACCCUCGCGCAACGAGUUGACGAGCUCGAUGUGAAGGCUUCACCCGAAGCAUUUUCCGACCUACCUCUGUCAGAACCUACCCUGAACGGCCUAUCUGCGUCCCACUUCAAAUCCUUGACUGACAUCCAGGCCAAGGCGAUACCCCAUGCUCUCAAAGGACGAGAUAUUCUAGGCGCUGCGAAGACUGGCAGCGGGAAAACACUUGCGUUUCUCGUUCCGCUCUUGGAGCUGCUAUAUCGCAAACAAUGGACAGAAUAUGAUGGACUGGGAGCGUUGGUGCUGUCACCUACUCGCGAACUGGCGAUUCAGAUAUUUGAAGUGUUAAGGAAAAUUGGUCGUCAUCAUACCUUCUCUGCUGGCCUGGUAAUUGGCGGGAAAAGCCUACAGGAGGAACAAGAACGGUUGGGGAGGAUGAAUAUCUUGGUGUGCACACCGGGACGCAUGCUACAACAUAUGGAUCAGACGGCGGCUUUUGAUACGAACCAUAUUCAAUUGCUUGUGCUUGAUGAGGCGGACCGGAUAAUGGAUAUGGGAUUCCAGAGUACUGUAGACGCCAUCAUCGACCAUCUACCAAAAGAACGGCAAACGAUGCUAUUCAGUGCAACGCAGACAAAGAAAGUUUCGGACCUUGCUCGCUUGAGUCUGCGGAAUCCUGAAUACAUAUCAGUCCAUGAAACAGCCGCCAGCGCAACCCCGGCCAAAUUACAACAGAAUUACAUCGUCACCCCGCUUCCUGAGAAGUUGGAUACCCUAUGGAGCUUUAUACGGAGCAGUUUGAAGUCUAAAAUCAUGGUGUUUUUCUCGUCAGGGAAACAAGUUCGCUUUGUGUAUGAGUCCUUUAGACAUAUGCAACCUGGCAUCUCCCUUCUUCAUUUACACGGACGCCAGAAGCAAGGUGCUAGGGUAGACAUCACUAAGAAAUUUUCUGCGGCUAAGCAUGCGUGCCUGUUUUCCACAGAUAUUGCGGCGAGGGGCUUGGAUUUCCCAGCUGUCGACUGGGUUAUUCAAGUUGAUUGCCCAGAGGAUGCAGAUACAUAUAUCCACCGAGCGGGUCGAACUGCACGCUAUGAACGGAACGGGCGAGCUGUUCUAUUUCUAGAGCCCAGCGAGGAGGCAGGAAUGCUGAAGCGGUUGGAGCAGAAGAAAAUACCCAUCGAAAAAAUCAAUAUCCGUUCCAAGAAACAACAGAGCAUUAAAAACCAGUUACAGAACAUGUGUUUCAAGGAUCCAGCAUUGAAAUACCUCGGACAGAAAGCUUUUAUAUCUUACGUCAAAUCCAUUCAUGUGCAGAAGGAUAAGGAAGUGUUUGUUGUAAAGGGCUUGCCCCUGGAAGCAUACGCUGCAAGCUUGGGUCUGCCUGGUGCCCCACGCAUCAAGUUUAUUAAGGGUGAGGACUCGAAGAAACUGAAGAACGCUCCGAGAGGAUUAGCAGCGCUGUCAAGCGGGGAUGAUACAGAUACGGACGGUGAAGGCGCCAAGAAAAAGAAGGAAGAAACUGUCAGAACAAAAUAUGAUCGCAUGUUUGAACGACGAAACCAGGACAUAUUGACCGAGCAUUAUACGAAAUUGAUUAAUGAGGACGGCACCGCGAUUACUGGGGACGCGUCUGAUGAUUCCAAAGCAGACGCGGAUGAAGAUAAUGACUUCCUCUCUGUGAAGCGGCGGUUUGAUGCAGGCGACGACAACCUCGGCGAAGCGUCUGGUAACGACUCCGAUACAUCGGAACCUAAGAUCAGAGCAGUACAAUUACCUGGCAGCGAGCCACUUAUUAUAGAUUCGCACCGGCGAGAGAAACUUCUAAAAUCGAAAAAGAAGCUCCUCAAAUACAAGGGUAAAGGAUCGAAAUUGGUCUUCGAUGAAGAUGGGAACCCGCACGAAGUGUAUGAAAUGGAGGAUGAAGAUGACUUCAAACAGCGAGGCUCUGCAGACGCGCAACGGGCGAAGUUCCUCGAGCUCGAGGCCGAGAGGACUAGACUUGCAGAUAUCCGCGACAAAGAAAUUGCGAAACAAAAGAAACGAGAGAAAAAGGAGAAAAGAAAAGAAAGGGCGAGAGCCGAGAGAGAAGCAGCAGAUGCUGGGGCCGUUGCAGUGCUUGCUCCACCUGAUGAAGACUUUGAAGGAGACCACCUUAGCCAGUCUUCCGGCGACGAGCAUAUCUCCGAGGAGGCCCGUCCGAGUAAGAAGCAAAAGAAAUGGUUCCAGGACUCGUCUGGUGAUGAGCAAGAUAGGAAUGGCGGCAGCCGUUCUAAGCGCGGAAAGGCUGAGGCAACCGGCCCUGUUGAGGUUCAAACUUUGGAGGACCUGGAGACUCUUGCUGCGGGACUGCUAGGUUAAAUAGCGUGUGAUUUGCGUCUAGUUAAUUAAGCGAUAUGCGUAUAUGUAAAUACCUGUUCAUCCAGUUUAUUUUAUUUUAUUUUAUUUUAUUUUAUUUUAUUUUAUUUGUU
This is a messenger RNA of Blastomyces dermatitidis ER-3, 2586 nucleotides long. RefSeq names its product ATP-dependent RNA helicase DBP4. Gene Ontology annotation, molecular function: ATP binding; RNA helicase activity; nucleic acid binding. The record is from RefSeq and is a predicted model, not a curated record. Gene Ontology annotation, cellular component: nucleus. Lineage: Eukaryota; Fungi; Ascomycota; Eurotiomycetes; Onygenales; Ajellomycetaceae. Gene Ontology annotation, biological process: rRNA processing. Bases 44 to 2476 code for a protein of 810 amino acids. The transcript has a single exon.